Messenger RNA from Gregarina niphandrodes, 534 nucleotides. RefSeq lists its product as hypothetical. The record is from RefSeq and is a predicted model, not a curated record. The transcript has a single exon. NCBI's taxonomy places the organism in Eukaryota, Apicomplexa, Conoidasida, Eugregarinorida, Gregarinidae. Bases 1 to 534 code for a protein of 177 amino acids.
AUGCAUGAGUUGUUGAGUUUAGUUGUGAUUGGUGUUUCGGAUCCGGUGGUAACGAUAGCGGCAGAUGAAAAACAUAUUGCUGAGUUAUUUAGUUACAGCGCAGAUAGUCAGCUUGAGUUAUGCCUGAAGGAGGACGGUGUGUCUGAGUUGUCAACAGGUGAAGGUGAAGGACCAAAUAUAUCGGAGGAGGUGAUACUGCUGAUGCUCCACCUGGAUUUGGAGGGGACUGUUGGCUUGGUCGGUUUUGAGUUCAGAAACCAACAAGGCAACCUGGCGGAGACAGUUCAAAAGGUUCAAAAUCCCGAGUCGGGAUCGGGUCCAAAAUACUCGUACAGGUUUCACUUCACACAAGGAAAAACCGCACAUGAACAAAAGCCAGAACAGACUGGGGGGAUGGAAUGGUUGGAUAUGCUUCUGGGAACGAAAGAAGAUGACAAUGAGGAUCUGACAACCAUGCACAUGAACCCUAGCGUAGGGUUGGCAAAAGAGUGGUUGGAGGAAGAGUGGCUGGAGGAAGAGUGGUUGUCACUAUGA